Molecule: messenger RNA, 4521 nt
Organism: Conger conger (European conger)
Lineage: Eukaryota; Metazoa; Chordata; Actinopteri; Anguilliformes; Congridae
Product: protein phosphatase 1 regulatory subunit 3E-like
Exons: 1
Coding region: 38-958 (306 amino acids)
Biological process (GO): regulation of glycogen biosynthetic process
Cellular component (GO): protein phosphatase type 1 complex
Molecular function (GO): glycogen binding; protein phosphatase 1 binding
Source: RefSeq, a predicted model, not a curated record
UUCAGCGCAGGCUCCGUCUUGCGAAUUUGCACGGUCUAUGGCAAACGAAACGGUACAUUCUGUUGUUGUCAUGCUGCCCCCGAAGACCUGCAUCCCGAAGAAUUACAGCUGCAUGGCUGGUCUGUUUGGGAGCUUGGCGGCAGCAAGCCAGUGGAAAGAAGACGGCGAGGAAGAAGGGGAUGGUCUUUGUGAAUCAAGCAUCGAAAAUCAUGUUGUGGAAGAAAGACCGAGAGGCAGGGAGUGCUUUCUGAAACCUCCGCAAAGUCCGACAUUGCGAAGGCGAUGCAAAUCGCUGCCGACCCCCGUGGAAAGGGCAAAGCUUGAAAUAGCAAGGAGCCGAAGCCCAACCAGUCACAAAAAGGUCAGAUUCGCCGAUUCUUUGGGCCUGGAGCUUACUUCAGUGAAGCACUUUUGCGACGCCGACAUGCCGGAGGUACCGCAACCUGUAGUGGAAAAAUUCAGGAGAGCGAGCACUAACCAUUUUAGUAACUUCGACAAGUUCCCCAGAAUUCCCACGCAAUCUGUGUUCAUGGAAGCGCAGUUCAUCAAUCCUGGCCAGUUGCCAGGGUUCUUGGAAAAAGUGUUCGAUGUAAAGGUGUUGCUGGAAUGUAUCGAAACCAAUGAAUAUAGCCUGUCCGGGAUUGUUCGUGUGUUAAAUCUGGCGUUUGAAAAGAACGUCUUUUUGAGGUACACCCUCAAUAACUGGAUAACGUUUUUAGACGUCCUUGCUUCAUACGUGCCACACUCUACUGAUGGGCCAACUGACAAAUUCAGCUUUAAGAUAAUCACUCCAGCAUUUUUGGAGAGUGAAGACACGUUGCAGUUCGCAAUAAAGUACUGCGUCGGCCAGGAUGAGUUCUGGGACAACAACAAUGGAGAUAAUUACAAAGUGCGACGGCACAGAUUUAAAAUAUCUCCUCCGAGAGAAUGGGAAAAUGGCUGGAUUCACUUCAUUUAAGAUGUAUUCUUUGGUUUGGCAUUCACAAGGAUACGCGCGUAUUUGUGCGGGUUUAACUGUGAUUUUUGAGCGUCUGCCUUUGGGAUUCCCUUGUUGGGAUGCAUAGCCCAUUUUGAUUUUCUGCAAUUGACGUUCCUUUAAAAUCAUGUUUGGAUGACAGGUGAUAUCCUCCCUCGGGCGGAGAGCGCAUACUGGGUAAUGUUUGGGGUUUAAAAUGGCGAGCAUUUAAAGGAAAAUGUAUUAUUACCACGCCACGCCUUCUAUGGGGUCUUCUAAAUCGACGUGGUUGGGGUUUUAUGUGAGACACCAACUCGUGCUGCUCUCUAGACGUCAAUACAUCAAUUGAACCUGCUGUUAUAACGGGACGAAUUAUCACUGGCAUUUAUGCUAUUUGCCAUGGUUUCACAUCGUCUGUAUUAUAUUUAUUAGUAUUCAUUUUAUUCUUCUGCGCUUUAGGUAGCCCCAGGUUUCGGGGUUGACCAUAAUAUGUCACGUUUCAAGAAAAAACGUGCCACGUGCCUCCCGUGAGGAAGAGGACGGCAUAUGGCGCACACGCGUGUUUUGUGCUGUGGCCAGAUAAUUUGCGCAUCGGACCAUUCAUAUACUAUUCACAUAAUUCUUCCAUCCAUCUGGCACUAAAUUAUACCAUAUGAUGGUCAGUCUUCUGCAGAGUUAGUCAGGGACACCUUUAGUGAGAAUGCCAUGAAACUAGCUCAGAUAAGCAGAAAGGAACACCAUGUACUAUUCAAUUUCACUGCGGGGACGAACGUUUAAAAGUGUUAAGUUCUCAUGAACACAAUUAAGUAUGGUGUUUUUAAUUGUAUAUUUUCUAUUUGUAUCCAAUUCUCAUGUUUAUUUUGAUUGUUGUGUGUUAGUUAUACUGUAUAUAGCAGUUUGGAUAUGCCUUACCUUUAAGUGAAACAAAGACCAUAUCUGUGGAUGCAUGUCUUACAGUUUCGACCUCGGUUAAGUAGGCACCAUUAAUAUUAUAAUGGCUGCAAACUCAUUGGGCUAUAAAAUCUGCCUACCUCUAUCAAACAAUAUAUUUCCUGGAAGAAAUACCAAAACAUUUUCAGAAAAUGUCUUUACUGUAAUGCUUCGUGGUGUAGAGAUGAAGAAUGGGUGAUCUGGUGUGUGACUAUGGCUUCCAUUCUGUAAAAAAAAAAAAAAAAAGGAAAAAAAAAAAAGUAUGUCUAAAAAGAUACAAAAAAGGGUUUGGCCUACUGGAUAAUGAGUGAAUAAUUAUUCUCAGCAACUGUACCCAUUCUGUUCCCAGGAUUUUAAACAGAAGAAGUAUGGCACUUCUUUCCAAAAAAAGUUCCAGUUUUAAUUGAAUGCUGUCUUUAUUUUCCAAGACGACAUUUGUUACAAUAUGUAAAUAAUUAGUAGCUACUUUGUGCAAUAAUUAGUUUUUUUGCUAGGAAUACAGGAAACGUGUAGAUAAGUUUCUCUUUGGCUUCUGCUUAAAGGAAAGCGCUUUCUUUGUGUGCAUCGGCUGAAUAUAAGCAUAGAGAUGGUGGGGAAUUUGCGUUAAGGUUAACGGAACAGUGUUCCAGUGUCUUAUGCUGCUGUGUGUUAGGAGUGACUGACUCCCUUCUGGUCCUGCAUCGCCUGGGUCCAGCCUUCCUUAUAAGGACAAGGAGCGAGUUUGACCUUCGUAAAGCAAGGCUUCAUGGGAUUGUUUUGUGCCAAACCCUCUGGACUGUGAAUCACUUCUGGACCAGAGCUGAGGAACUCACGGGGCACGCUGAAACCCAGCGCUGCCAGGGCGAUGUGGGUGUUCAUUUCUGUUCCUCUAUUUUAGCUGUGAUGGUUUUCCCUUUCACAACAGCGAGAUGCUCGAAAUGAAGAAGUUGUUUUUAGGAACCGUCCGAUGAUUCAGUCUUUUGCUGAUUCAUUGUACUCCCGCUACUGUACGCUUGCACAUGUACUUUAGAAGUGUAAUGAUGAAGUCUUCUUGAGUUUGAAAUAUUUAGACAGUGUUAUUGUGGUAUAAGUUACUGUGAAGUUAAUCUUUGAGUCAUAACACUGGGAAAUGGUUUUGUGUAGAGAAUAGAUGGUAGUGAAAAUAUUCUUAAAUUUGAAGGGGAUGCUGGUUCAUAUUUGCCACAUGAAGGCAGGCCUUCUGUUUGCAUUUUCUUAUGAACCUAGAGAGACAUUGCCUGGAUCAUAAUGUCAUCCAGAACUGCAAAUCAAGUGUAUUAGUAUAUAUGUUUCAAAAAAGCCACAAGUACAAUGGUUUAUAAGGUCAUAAGUACAAUGCUACAAUUAUCUUCAAAGCAAAGCAAAUGGCUGCUCUUUAAGGUCCCCCUUUCUUUGGCCUUUAUCGUUGGGCCAUUUGGCCCACUGAUUCUGAAUUUUUUAUUUUUUAUUAACAAUAGUAUUUUGAAUUUACUAUUCACACGCCUGGAAAAAAAACCUUUUCAUGUGGAAUUUGUCCAAUUUGGCAAAGACUUAUGAAACUGUGGGCAUGAAGAACUGGUGUGACUUUUUUAGCGCACCAGGUUUGAUGCUUUUGCAUGAUAUUAUUGCACAUGUGUGACAAAUUGACUGAAAUGCAGUAUUGCUGUUAAAUUUUAAAGUUAAAGUUGCAGUUAAAUGAUUUCAGUAUCAACAAUGAAACAUCCUUGGUGCAUCAGUUGGGUCUCCUACUGAAUGGACCUGGUUGAUUAAUUAUUUAAUGACAUUCAGUCAUUAAACAGCAAAGUUCAGCCUUUUUCUGAGCUGUAGCCUUUCCCCCCCUGUGUUGAUAAUUAUUUAGGAAAUCAGUCUCAUUUUUUUAUCCAGAAAUGCAAGGCUGCAUGCAAUGGGUACCCGUGUGAGAUGGGUGGUCCUGUCUCUGCUCACUAGCUAAUGGGUGUGUGUGACUAUUCUGUGACUGAUCUGGAGAUGAAGGUGCUGUUUUUGAGGUCUUUCUCUGCUGCAUUGUGGGUACGAGGGACUUGUAGACACCUCUGGGUGACCUGCACUAGUCUCUGAACAGGCUUUAGGGGUAAUGGGUAAGGGAGAGGGUCAUGGCUUUUGAAAACAAAAUGGCACUUUGACUUCCGGGAGGCGCGUCGAUUGAUUGUUUACUGAGCCGAGUGUAUUGGCCUGUGAAUCGCGCGUCCCGUGGGGACCGGGCUGUGCUGUGGCCCUGGAGACGGUCCCAAAACACGGGACGUGUGCGGAGGGCGGGUGAUCCAUGGCACUGGAAACCUGCCGCCACUGUUUGCCACAUUUCCGAGACUACCAGUUAUAAUCUUUCAUGUUUAUAUCUCCAACUGCCAAUGGCACAGUCCUGUGUACCUGGUCUAUUUCACAUUUUCAAAGUGAACGUACAUCUUUCUCGGCCUAUAUUUGGUAGCAUUGGUUGUAGAUAUAUAUAUAUAUUUUUUGUAAUCUAUGCAAACCCUUUCUCAGAGUUAACGUCUUCGUCUUUCGAUGUUUCACGUCUGAAUGCUGAACACCGUGUUUGUGCUGCUGGCAUGUAGAGUUAGGACAUGUAUGUUCUUUUUAUGGUGACUCUUGCUUUUAUUUUGUUAAUGCAACCGCAUUAAAGACAUUUGUGAUGGAAAUCCAAA